AUGGUUCCAACACCUUCACUAAUUUUACCACCUGCUUCACCUACCAUACCAAGUUCAUCUACUCCAUCUCUCUUACCUCGGCCAUCAACUUUACCAUCUCAAUCACCAGCUGCUCAAGUACCAAUUCUAGGUCCAUCUGCACAAUUAACUUCAUCAACAAUUACUAAGGAUACUCUAUCGACCCCAACUAAAGUCAUGGACCGGUUGAAUAUUUCAUAUACCUCAUCCAUAUUAGAUGAAGUUCGUGUUUGUACAAUCAAUCGAAAAACUGAAUCCUCCGAGGUAAUUAAACUUCGUCGACGACAUCGCAAAGAUUUAGACGAUAUAGACAUGGAAUUGAAAAUUUUAGAUGACGAAUUUAAAUUGGUACAAGUUCAUAUUAAGGGGACAGAUGAUGAAAUCAAACUGGCGGAACGUCAAAAGGAGCAAGUGAAAUAUCAACAGCAAUUAGCAGAAAUGGAUAUGGAAAUGGCCGAAGUUAAAAGAAGAAAUGCAGAAAUAGACAAAUAUACAUAUGAAAGAAAAGCUUUUGAAAUUAACCAAGAGAUUAAUCAAGCUCGAGCUUUUCGGAUUAGUACAAAUCAAAAAUGGCUUGACUUGAUUAAUGAAAGACUUCGACAAGAUUAA
Rotaria sordida is the source of this 627-nucleotide messenger RNA. The record is from the annotation of a GenBank genome assembly. NCBI's taxonomy places the organism in Eukaryota, Metazoa, Rotifera, Eurotatoria, Philodinida, Philodinidae.